Sclerotinia sclerotiorum 1980 UF-70 is the source of this 1341-nucleotide messenger RNA. RefSeq lists its product as hypothetical. The transcript has 2 exons. NCBI's taxonomy places the organism in Eukaryota, Fungi, Ascomycota, Leotiomycetes, Helotiales, Sclerotiniaceae. The coding region runs from base 1 to 1341 and encodes 446 amino acids. The record is from RefSeq and is a predicted model, not a curated record.
AUGCCGCCUUUAAUAUUACAUAAUGUUCCAGAAGACGAGUGUUAUGUAGGCGAUGAUGGUGUCAAAAGACCUUAUGCCAUGCUAUUCCCUGGAAAUGAUGGGAAUCCAGGCGUAGCAAGAAUUCGAAGAACAGUCCCGGAGACAGGAUCCUUUGGCAAAUCGACAAGACGAUCUCGAUCAAGAACUGGCACUCCAGCUUUGAAAAAAGAGGACCCGACCUUAGCAGCCGCAGAUGCAAUUUUUGCUGCCACUUUCGCAAGACGAGCUGCGGCUACAACAGAAUCAGGACAGCGCAAGUCCUCGAUACAACCCUCAUUAUCGCAAAGCAAUCUGCGAGAUAACAAUGCCUUGGCAGCAAUUGAGGGCAAUGGCGGCUCAUCUUCGAGAUUUGUACACAAGGAGCCUACAGAGGUUAUACUACGAGGUUUCACGCCAGAACAUCAAUGGGCCGCUAUCGCCGAAUAUGAAAGAAUCGCUGGUCACAUUUGCGAAGAUUACCCUCGCGAUGCCCCUCUGGAUCAACGUAGAUACAAAACAGACCUUCGAGAUCCUGUUGUUCUGCGAAGACGUCCACUGACCAAAGAAGAAAAGGCGAAAGCUUUGAAGUAUGCUGGUGGGAAGCACUGGAUUAAGAUUACGUUUGAAUCAGCAGAGGCAGCAGAAUUAGCUAUGGAAGCUUCUCCGCAGCCAGUGCUUGGUCAUUAUGUCACCGCAGAACUGUAUCGCGGUGCACCACCCGCACAAGAUGAACCAGGAGUUUCUACAGUACCAUCGACGCGAUCGUCUCGUUCUAAUGCUAACAAACAUCGUUUCGAUCCCGGACCUUUACUUCCUGGCGCAGAACGCUCGCUUCAACAAUCGGGUCUCCCCCGCUCCUGGACUACCCCCGAAAUGUCGCAAGUCGGUCGAAGCGUGCACUUCGAGGACCGUGGCCAGUCUCCAGAAGGCUCUCAGGCUACCAGUCAUACUAUCGACACCACUACUUUAACAACAUCCACAAUCACGGGUGGUACGCUCGCCUUUCAACAACGACCCUCUUCUGCAGGUCCUGCAGCUCCCGAGGCGCCCUCCCUUUACUGUCGCAAAAUCCCCACCGCGAAACGCCUGCAGCUCCUUCCCGCCGAUCAAGCCCUACUCCCUCAAAAAUCGUACACGCAACAAGUCUUGUCCAACAUUCCAUUAUUAAAUUGGUUUAGUGCGGAUAUCAUAGGGGACACGGUGCCAAGGACAGAGACGGGCGAGUUUGAUUGGGCUAAAGCGAGUCUUUACUGGAAGAUGAUCUACUGGUUCGAUACAUACCUAGGGAUUUUUGGAGUUGUGGGAGGAGAAAAGGAUGACUAA